CCUGGGUGGGACGGGACAUUGGCCAGGGUUGCCGUCCCCUCCCGGCAGAGCCGCUGCAGAGCCCUGCUGUCACUGUCACUGCAGAGCCCUGCUGUCACUGUCACCUGCGCACGGACACCGGGAGAGACGGGGACAGCUCGGAGCUGACCCGGGGACAGAGAGGGCGGACGGAAAGGAGCGUGGGGGCUCACAGAGCUUGGCACCUACUUGCACCUGCCUGGGCAAAGAAGAGAGUGCUGCUGCCACGAGGAGUCCCAGGGCCUCCCAGGCCAGAGGAGAGCGGGCGGGAUGGCCUCCAUCUUCCGGAGUGAGGAGAUGAGCCUGAGGCAGCUCUUCCUGCAGGUGGAGGCUGCCUACUGCUGCGUGGCUGAGCUGGGGGAGCUGGGGCUGGUCCAGUUCAGAGAUCUGAAUGUGAAUGUCAACAGCUUCCAGAGAAAGUUUGUGAAUGAAGUGAGAAGGUGCGAAUCCUUGGAGAGAAUCCUGCGUUUUCUGGAAAAUGAGAUGGAAGAUAAUGUUGAGAUAGUCAAAGGAGAAAAGUACCCAGAGACACCCCUGCCUCGGGAGAUGAUUGAUAUGGAGACAGUGCUGGAGAAACUUGAAGCUGAGCUGCUGGAAGCCAACCAGAACCAGCAAACAUUGAAGCAGAACUUCCUUGAGCUGACAGAGCUCAAACAUCUGCUGAAGAAAACCCAGGAUUUCUUCGAGGCGGAAACCAAUCUGCCUGAUGAUUUCUUUAGUGAAGACACAUCUGGACUGCUGGAGCUGAGAAGCACUCCUGCUGCUGCAGCUGCCAAGCUGGGAUUCACAGCAGGGGUAAUAAAGAGGGAAAGGAUGAUCCCUUUUGAGCGUUUACUGUGGCGAGCCUGCAGGGGAAACAUUUACCUGAGGUACACAGAAAUGGACACCCCCAUGGAGGACCCUGUGACAAGAGAAGAGAUGAAGAAGAAUGUGUUCAUUAUCUUCUAUCAAGGAGAACAGCUUAAACAAAAAAUCAAGAAGAUUUGUGAUGGAUUUCGUGCCACAGUCUACCCUUGUCCGGAGUCUGCCACUGAGCGCCGAGAAAUGCUUGAUGGAGUCAACACAAGAAUCGAGGAUUUAAACACAGUGAUAACACAAACCGAGUCCCACCGCCAACGACUGCUGCAUGAGGCAGCAGCCAACCUGUGGGCCUGGGGGAUCAAGGUGAAGAAAAUCAAGGCCAUCUACCACAUCCUGAACUGCUGCAACAUUGAUGUCACCCAGCAGUGUGUCAUUGCAGAGAUCUGGUUCCCAGUGGCUGAUGCUGACCGGAUAAAAAGAGCUCUCCAUCAAGGAAUGGAACGCAGUGGCUCCACGAUUGCCCCCAUCCUUACUGCCAUACACACCAAGAUGGCACCACCCACCUUCAACAGGACCAACAAGUUCACAGCUGGGUUUCAGAACAUCGUGGAUGCAUAUGGUGUGGGCAACUACAGGGAGAUGAACCCAGCUCCCUACACCAUCAUUACCUUCCCCUUCUUGUUUGCGGUGAUGUUUGGGGACUGUGGCCACGGCGCUGUCAUGCUGGGCUUUGCACUCUGGAUGGUCAUUAAUGAGAAGAGCCUUUUGGCCCAGAAAAGCACUAAUGAGAUCUGGAACACCUUUUUCAGCGGGCGCUACCUGAUCCUGCUCAUGGGCAUAUUCUCCAUGUACACUGGCUUCAUCUACAAUGACUGCUUCUCCAAAUCAUUCAACUUCUUUGGUUCUUCCUGGCACAUCAUCCCCAUGUUUAAAAAUAACACUUGGAAUAAGGAUGUGCUUCUAGAAAAUACAGUGCUGCAGUUGAAUCCAGCAACCCCAGGAGUCUACUCUGGAAAUCCAUAUCCAUUUGGAAUAGAUCCGAUCUGGAAUGUUGCAACAAACAAGCUGACUUUCCUGAACUCCUACAAAAUGAAGAUGUCGGUUGUCAUAGGGAUUGUGCACAUGGUUUUUGGGGUGGUACUCAGUCUCUUCAACCACAUCUACUUCAGGAAAUACAUAAAUAUUGUCCUUCAGUUCAUUCCAGAGAUGAUUUUUAUUAUCUCUCUUUUUGGCUACCUGGUCUUCAUGAUUAUUUUCAAAUGGUGUCAUUUUGAUGUCUAUUCAUCCCAGAGUGCACCAAGCAUCCUCAUCCACUUUAUCAACAUGUUUCUGUUCAACUAUGGUGACACUUCAAAUGCUCCAUUGUAUGUGCAUCAGAAAGAAGUGCAGAGUUUCUUGGUCAUAUUUGCUCUGAUUGCUGUUCCCUGGAUGCUCCUCAUUAAACCUUUCAUCCUCCGAGCCAACCACCAGAAAGCACAGCGCAUGCUCCAUUCUCAAGCCAUCUCAGGAAACUCAGGAGGUGAAAAUGAGGUAGAUGUCCCAGAGACCAAUCACUCCAAGAAAGCUUCCCAGGGAGACCACAGUGGUGGCCAUGGAGGACAUGAGGGUGAGGAUGAAGAGUUCAAUUUUGGAGACAUAUUUGUCCACCAGGCUAUCCACACCAUUGAAUACUGCCUUGGCUGCAUCUCCAACACAGCCUCCUACCUGCGACUCUGGGCGCUGAGCUUGGCCCAUGCACAGCUGUCAGAGGUCCUUUGGACCAUGGUGAUGCACAAUGGGCUCAGCAGCAGCGGCUGGGCAGGCCUCAUCGCCAUCUUCAUCAUCUUCGCGGCAUUCGCGGUGCUGACGGUGGCCAUCCUGCUGGUCAUGGAGGGGCUCUCGGCCUUCCUGCACGCCCUGCGUCUGCACUGGGUGGAAUUUCAGAACAAGUUCUACGUGGGAGCUGGGUACAAAUUUUCUCCAUUCUCCUUCAAUCACAUCAUCAAUGGCACUGCAGAAGAGUAAAACCAGUGCAUCACUGUUUCCCUCCUCAGACCUGCCUCUGUUUCCUUAUGGUGGCUUACCCACAGAGUAGGAUAGAUGGGAUGAAAGAGAAUGGGGCAUGGCCCUUGAAAGAAGAGCUGCAGAUGAAUAUGUCCUAGCUCCAUUCCAAUAUACUACUUUAUCAGCUAAGAGAUAACCUGUAUCAGCUGGUCUGGCUGGAGCCUUGGCUAAGACUCCAUUGAUGUCUGCAAGUUCCUGGUCCUCAGCAUUUGAUGGGGUCAGCUGCCUACUGCUUGGUUGAAAAAAGGAGAUGCAGCUUUGGUAUUAAAUUGGUUAUUAACAAUUGA
Messenger RNA from Melospiza melodia melodia, 3149 nucleotides. It is a transcript of the gene ATP6V0A4, whose product is annotated as ATPase H+ transporting V0 subunit a4. Bases 289 to 2823 code for a protein of 844 amino acids. Gene Ontology annotation, biological process: vacuolar acidification; proton transmembrane transport. The record is from RefSeq and is a predicted model, not a curated record. The transcript has 21 exons. Lineage: Eukaryota; Metazoa; Chordata; Aves; Passeriformes; Passerellidae. Gene Ontology annotation, molecular function: proton-transporting ATPase activity, rotational mechanism; ATPase binding. Gene Ontology annotation, cellular component: vacuolar proton-transporting V-type ATPase complex; plasma membrane; vacuolar proton-transporting V-type ATPase, V0 domain.